Messenger RNA from Protopolystoma xenopodis, 501 nucleotides. The record is from the annotation of a GenBank genome assembly. NCBI's taxonomy places the organism in Eukaryota, Metazoa, Platyhelminthes, Monogenea, Polystomatidea, Polystomatidae.
GAGCCACUCAGGCGUCCACCUCCCGCCGAGCCUUCGUCGCGUGAGGUUGAAGGCGCCGAUUUGUUGUCACCUCCUCAAGCAUGUUCACCUUUUCUGCUCACCCUUUUAGGCAUUGGCAAUGGAAUGGCCUAUUUGUGCUGCCUUUUGGCGAUUUCUACACACUUCGAGGAGAAGCGUCCGAUUGCGAUGGGCAUUACGGUAUGCGGCAGUGGGAUCGAACGUUCUGGUGCCAGGCCUCGACUGAAUGAGUCAACACGGGCAAUUGGCACCGAAGCUAUUGUUACCGGCAGCAGCCCUGUUCCCACCAGAUUUCGACUCAAGCACAGAUACCCGAAGAAUCACACCCUCAUUCAGUCCCUGUACUGUCCGCCAACCAAUCACAAUAUCCACUCCCUUAUUCCAAAACAGUUUGACUGUACAAAGCCAACCAGGAGACUGCCUCUUCACACUGAAAAGUAUGUUUUUGGUAGGAAUAGUUGGGGCGAAAUUGACCUCGAAUAA